Molecule: messenger RNA, 483 nt
Organism: Pyricularia pennisetigena
Lineage: Eukaryota; Fungi; Ascomycota; Sordariomycetes; Magnaporthales; Pyriculariaceae
Exons: 2
Coding region: 1-483 (160 amino acids)
Source: RefSeq, a predicted model, not a curated record
AUGAGCGACGAACCCAACGUUAACACCGGAGGAGGAGACCACAACAUGAUAGAAGUCAUCCCACACCGACACUACAUAAAGGUGCACACGGGACAGACUCGACGCCGCAAACAGUCUCGUGGUUUCUUCUCAUCGGCCAAGGCCAAGCUGGGGCUUGGCGGUGAUGGGGAUGAUAAUGAAUUCUGGAUCGGCGAGCCUACGGACGACCUGCGAGGCAACAUCUUGAUAAUAUGUAACUGGAAGUGGGCUAAAGCGCGGCGUCAUGGACGGUCACACAUCAGAGAACAGAUCCAGGCGGUGAGAUCCAUGGAGGUGCUGCUUCAAAACGCCAAAAUUCUUGCCAAGGGCUUCGAGGCGAGGGACGGUCUGACACAAGCUCAGAUUGAUGAGCAAUGGAUUCGGGCCGGUCGGCUUAUAUGUGAGCAGGUGGGCGACUUUGACGGGGGCAGAGCUAUCCAGGACAUGGGCAGUGGGCAGAGAUAG